GAGUAGACUGCCCGACGUGUUUCGGUUUCGGUUUCUCCCGCGUUUGUGAAGGAUUUUAUCGAAUGACCCGAUGGGAGUUUUAAAUUUGUGCUAAGAACACUUGUUUUCAUAAAAAGUGGUUAGGGAUAUAUUGAUAGUAGGAAGUCGACAUAAUAAUGUAGAAAGCACUUAUGGACCACUUUAUUCUGUCUGCAUUUAGGAUUCAGUUCUCUAGUUAACCGGAAUUUAUUAUAGCUACGUAUGAACUUUCGUUUUAAAGUCUCAGAAUCUUGUUAAAACAAGUUCUCCUAUUUUUAACUACUUAACGUUGUUUCCGACUUGGUACAUAGGACGAACAACCAGGUAGUAGACUAAGGCGACGUUUAUUUGUCGUAUCUCUAUGACUGGUAUUCUUAGCUGGUAUUGCUGACUUUGAAGCAAACCCCAAACGAAUCCUAUUUUUCUUCCACUGAUCAUGUGAUAUUUCUGCAGACUUUUUGUUGAGCAAACCUUGUAUAUGUAUGGUUGGUGGAAAAUAAUGGACGAAAUAUUGUUUUCGCGUGUUGCGUAGUUCAGACUUAGUAUUGGUAGUUAACAUUGUAGAGGUCACUCUGUCUAGUAAACCUUGUCGUCUGGUAUCUUUUUGAAAUCCCUAAUGAGCAACGUAAUAUGUACUUUGAAGCAGUUUUUAGUAUCUGAUGAAAUAAUGGUUUUCAAUAAAUAGCUAGCGGCUAUCGUACUUGCUAAGUAAAUGCUUUCUUGGGGAUGUAGUUUUCAUUUUCUGUCGACUAUACGGCUCUAACACCUUUAUGCUGGUAGUCACUCCGUCCGUUUAAUGCCCAUGUAGUGAAAAUAAAUUUACUCAGAUUAGUCGUUAAGUACAACCAUGUGAACAGCGUCACUGCAGGGACGAUGUGUGAGACGAUUUUAUGGUUGGAACUCGUCCAUGUGAUUAAUGGCUUGAGAUAUCAUUUGUAGGGGUUGCAUGUAAGCAGAGUUUGGACAAUCUUCACUGAAAUAUGUUUUGCUGGAAUUUAGGCGUAAACUGAUUAAGUUCACACAACACUUGAGUACAUCUAGAAAAGCUAACAAAUGAAACGGUAGGACGUAGUGAUGUUGAAAUUAGGAAGUGGAGGAUACCCUAGUUAAUAGUAUGAAGUAAUUCAAGAACUCAGUUCUUCAGGGGUUGGGUAUAAUUGUGAACAAAUGCUUUCUGGAUAAAAAGUAACGUCAUCCACCAGAAGUUUGCAAACAAUUAGAUUCAGCUAGUGACCAUUUAGCCCAAUUGAAUGAUCGUCCGAAUCAGUUACUCGUUCUAGAUUAAAAUUAAAGUUUAUUUAAAUAAGUGUAUAUAAAAAGUAAGACUUCCAGGCCGUGUUUCCAUUUCCUGCAACUAAUUUUGUUUCUUGGGAAAACUUAUAUAGAAAAUAUCAAUGGCUCAGUGGGGCUCAUAUGGUUCUUACUGGCAAGGUGCUUGUCCAGGAUAUUAUGAUUAUACACAACCUGCUCAGACAUAUGAUUAUAACCAUCAAACCAUUCCAGUUUCAUCAGUUCAAGAAAAGCCUUCCACACCUCCCCCACCCGGAGUAGAAUCUACUGCUCCCAAGAUGGAUGGAACUGUUACAAUGACAAGCUCCAUUUCAGCAACUUAUGACACAUCGUGGUGUACUUCGACUCCAUUUCAUUCUCAAAACUACGCUUGUGCUUAUACUUAUUCACCUGCGCUCCCACCCCGUCAACCGGUCAUGUUCGACCCAAGUCCACAGAGGCCUAUGAUGCCAAACGUUUCGUAUCCUUCAUAUGGUUCUCCACAGUUCCCGUUGCAUAUGCGAAGUCAGUUAGGGUGUAACUGGAACGCAGCUAGACCUACUUAUGGUUAUCCAGUUAAUGGAGGUGCGGUUCAGUCGUUUGGUAUGUGGCCAGACGGAAGACCAUCUGUUCAUUCCAAUGGUUUGGCAGUGACGGGUCCACGGUUUCCAUUCCAGAGUACUUUAGAUUCUCCAAACACAGUGGCUAGUGAAAAUACUGCGAAUACCCCAAUUUCUAAAGAAGUCUUACAGCAACCACCUGCUAGUUUUCAGGACAAAGGAGCAAAAGAGCAGUGGAGCGAUGAACUCAAGGAGUACGUCCAGCGAGCUUUUUGCAGCAUUGAUACAAGUGAAGAAAAAGAUCAAAUGGAACGGAUUUUAAAAGAAAAAUUGGAGUACGUUUUUAGAAAUAACAUCAAGGUCGAUUGGAAGACAGAAAAUAUCCCAACUAUCCCUAGUCGUGCGAUUGCUAGUUUCCGUAAAUCCUUCAAUAUCAGGGGUAAUUCUGUCAAUGUCGUGCGACCUGUUCAACUUCCCAGUCCUCGUGGACUUCGCCCAACGGGUCCAUCAAGGGGAGCUCCUGCACGUCUUCCUGUUGGGCUUUUGUCGAGAGGUGGCCGCAAUGUGUUUUCAUCUUCAGUUGUUAAGAGUGUAUCACCAUCCAAAAAGUUGCCAUCGAAAUCUCGCUCACCUAGUCGUUCUCCUGUUUCCAAACCUCUAAAAGAUUGGCAGAGAAAGCGUUUAUAUAGAUCCAGGUCUAGUUCAUCUUCAAAAUCACAUGGCUCCCCUCAUUCUUCAUCCUCAAGUAGUUUCAAGACAAAACGCCAUCGGCGUCGGGACUCUCGGUCGCGCUCUGGUUCUCGGCAUGCACAGCGAAAAAUGAAUGAUGUAAAGGAUUCUCAGAAAAGUACACCGCAGUUAGCCACCAGGGGGAAUUCCAAAGGUAGACGGCGGAGACGUGGUUGUGCUUCGAAUGCCGACUCAAGUGCGGACGCAAAUACCUCUAAUGAAGAUGGAACAGCUGUAAGGGGUCGUGGACGUGGCAACUGGCGUGGUAAACGUGGAAAUAUUUCAAAGCACACUCCUCCAAGUGAAUCUCGCCUUACACAACGAGCCAGUAGAUUUAAAGAUCAUCUAGUGCAGUCACCUAUUGGAUCAGGUUCCAUUGGACGAACCACCAGUCAGUUGCUUUCGAAUUACACUGACGAACGUGAUGAUCUAGCUGUUGAUUUUGGCAGCUGUCAAAUCAUUGGUACCAUGCAAGAAAUAGAAAAACAAUACUUAAGACUGACUCGAGCCCCAGAUCCUACAGAAGUGCGACCCUUAGCAAUUUUGAAGCUUUCUUUGGAGCACGUCAAAGAAAAAUGGCGUUCAAAUACCGAUUAUCACUGGGUGUGUGAGCAGUUCAAAAGUAUACGUCAAGACUUAACUGUACAAGGUAUCGAAGAUGAUUUUGCAGUAUCAGUUUAUGAAGCACAUGCAGAUGUAGCCUUAGAAGCUGGUGAUUUUGAAGAAUUUCAUCAAUGUCAAAGUCAGUUGCUUCGUCUCCAUAAAGAAGGCUUAGGUGUUAGUAGACUGCUAGAAUUUACUGCCUACAGACUUCUUUAUUACAUCUUCACUCUCGAUAUUUUAGGUAUCAAUACUAUCAUGGCUGGUUUACGUCCAACUCACAAAACUAAUCCAUGUAUUUCAUUUGCUUUAAAACUCCGGUCAGCGUGGUCGUUGAGUAAUUAUCAUCGUUUCUUCAAACUUCUUUGUCCAGCUAAUGAUGAUCAACAACCUCCUUUACGGUGCAAACAUGUUGUAAACUGGUUUGUUGAUCGUGAAAGAAAAGAGGCUAUCAGACUAAUGUUUAAGGUGUACGUUGUGUUGUGAUUUGUGAUAAUAGUUUUAUAACUUGUAGGUGGUAUUAUUAGGGUCACUAAUGGUAGGGUUGUUUCUAGCGUUAAAAGAAAGAAAAAGCUAUACUUAGUCAUCUAAGUUUGUUUAUGAUCGUUCAGGGAAUGAACUGUUUUUUUCACUUAUCACAAAUAUUGUUUUAUUAUCACUAGCUAGUUCAUUUUAUUAUAACUACUGCUAUUAAUUAAUGAUUUUGACUUAUACUAGGAAGAACUAUGACAGCAGUCAUCAUCACAACACAAGACAAUGAUAGUUUAAAUGAUGCUGUUAAUAUUUCUUCUGCUUGAAUCGAUUGAAAGAUAUCAGUCAUUACAAAAUUCAGCGCCUUAAAUACGGUUUCUAUUUAGGGUUAAGUUUUUAAAUGAUCAUUGGCUUAAUAGUCACCCAGAUCUCGUAACCAAUGGUUGGAGACUGGAUGACAUGGCUCGAUCACAAAGGCGUGGGUGUAUACACUCUUUGUCUUUCCUUAUACCGUGAGAUUAAAAUUGCUUUAUAUCUUUCUACGAACUGAUUCUUUCUCCCUGUAUCAUAUCAUUAUAUAAAAUCUUUCUUUCAUAUAUUACUACCAUUGAAGUAACUAUUUCUGUGAAUUUAGUGUUCAUCUUGUGCUAAUAAGGUGUGGUAACUUGGACCGAUACAUAUAUGUACCUGGUCGUACGUUAUAGCUGACUCAUUGACUAAUAGUCGAUGUUGUAAUCUUGAUAAAGUUUCAAUCGAAAAUGUUUUCUUACGUAGCGAAAUCGUACUAGAACUGCACAAAUAUUAAACACUAAAACUGUCCAUUAGGACAUUUUAUGCAACAAAUAUUUGGAAUUUUGUGAAUUUUCUUUCACUACUAGAUCAUGUCACUUCAUUAAGUUUAAAAGUCGGAUGUGUUGUAGCUCACUGACUAACUGAUGGAUGUGUUGAAAGUGUAAGCUCAUUAAUAUUUAAGUUCUUUGUGUCUAUUAGAACGAUAGGCCUAUUUUUUCCUUUGCAGUAAUCAUCAAUAUGUAUACUCAGCCUUUAACACCUAAUCUAACUUUUGUGCUCUCAAAUUUUGACGAUUACUUAAUAUUAGUCAGAAUAAUGUUUAACGUUAUGUGUUUUAGUAUAUUUUUUGUGCCUAUAUCAUAUUUAUCCGUCUUAGUAUGUAUGUAAGUUGUGGUAGUUUACUUUUUAAUGGAAAAUUAAUUUCAUGGAAAUGUUCCGCUUUCUCUCUUCUUGUACUUCACUUGCUAUCGGAAAAGUCUGUUUCUUGUUAAUUUUAUUUCGAUGCUUUCUAUUUGAGUAUACAUAUAUGCACUCAAUUUUUGUAAUUAAACUUUUUCUUAAUAGAUUUUUGUGCUUCCUUCAAAGUCAUAAAUCUUUAAGGUAUACGGCUUUGUAAUCUUUUUACGUAUUCAGUUCAUGUUUAUGUUUUAAUUUUGCAUACUGAUAAUUCUGAAUUUUUUUCUAUUUACUACUAUCUGCAAAUACCGUAUACGUGAAUUUCGCUUGAUGCCCUCAACGUAUUCGUUUGUUUUCAAUAUGGAUUCUUCCACUACACUUGCUAAUGUUAAUUGCUUAUUUCAAUUAUGAUCUUUUUUUUUGAUCUUUCAAACCCAUUUCCUACGAAAUAUCCUCACUAUUUUUAGUUUCCGUCCUACAAUAAGUCUUUCGUUUAUAUCAAAAUUAAUCGGGUUUUCCUCUACUGCUUUAUGUAAAGAUUUUAUUUGUAAAGAAUUUACUCUACCAGAAUCCAAUUUGGAGCCGAUAGAAAAAAUCGAUGCGAAGGUUGUUUGGAGUCUUAUGUGUUCACAGUCAACAUGAGUCGAUGCUGCUACUUCAUCGUUCAUCUGGAUGUUCGUUCCUACAAUGUGGCAUUAAGUUCUUCAGUGACGGUUAUAUUUCGUAAAUAAUAUCAGAUUAUUGUACAUAAGUUUAUAUAUAUUAUCAGGAUAAUUCUAUUUCCACAUA
This is a messenger RNA of Schistosoma margrebowiei, 5624 nucleotides long. NCBI's taxonomy places the organism in Eukaryota, Metazoa, Platyhelminthes, Trematoda, Strigeidida, Schistosomatidae. The record is from the annotation of a GenBank genome assembly.